Brettanomyces bruxellensis is the source of this 1353-nucleotide messenger RNA. It is a transcript of the gene SAH1, whose product is annotated as S-adenosyl-L-homocysteine hydrolase. The record is from RefSeq and is a predicted model, not a curated record. Gene Ontology annotation, biological process: L-methionine cycle. Lineage: Eukaryota; Fungi; Ascomycota; Pichiomycetes; Pichiales; Pichiaceae. The coding region runs from base 1 to 1353 and encodes 450 amino acids. Gene Ontology annotation, cellular component: cytosol. Gene Ontology annotation, molecular function: adenosylhomocysteinase activity. The transcript has a single exon.
AUGCCAGCCCCAACACAACCAUACAAAGUUGCCGAUAUUUCAUUGGCUGCCUUUGGCCGUAAGGACAUUGAGCUGUCCGAGAAUGAGAUGCCAGGUUUGAUGUACAUCAGAAAGAAGUAUGGUCCAGCCCAACCUUUGAAAGGUGCCAGAAUCUGCGGUUGUCUUCACAUGACUAUUCAGACUGCUGUUUUGAUCGAGACUUUGGUCGCACUUGGUGCAGAGGUUGCAUGGAGUUCAUGUAACAUUUACUCGACCCAGGACCACGCAGCUGCAGCAAUUGCCGCAUCGGGAGUCCCAGUCUUUGCCUGGAAGGGAGAGACCGAGGAUGAAUACAUCUGGUGUAUCAAGCAGGAGCUUUUCGCAUUCAAGGACAACAAGCCAUUCAACUUGAUCUUGGAUGACGGUGGAGACUUGACCAAAUACGUGCAUGAUCACCACCCAGACCUCCUCAAGAACUGCUACGGUUUGUCCGAGGAGACCACCACCGGUGUGCACAACUUGUACAAGAUGGUGAAGGACCACAAGUUGUUGGUUCCAGCCAUCAAUGUCAACGAUUCCGUCACCAAGUCGAAGUUCGACAACCUUUACGGAAUUAGAGAAUCGUUGAUCGACGGAAUUAAGCGUGCCACCGACGUUAUGAUCGCCGGUAAGACUGCUGUUGUGUGUGGUUACGGUGAUGUCGGUAAGGGAUGUGCUGCAGCAUACAGAGGUAUGGGUGCCAAGGUCAUUGUGACCGAGAUCGACCCUAUCAAUGCAUUACAGGCCGCUAUGGAGGGUUACCCUGUUGAGACCAUGGACGAGGUUGCAUCGGUCGGCCAAAUCUUUGUUACAACCACCGGAAACAAGGACAUUAUCACCGGCAAGCACUUCGAGCAGAUGAGAGAGGAUGCCAUUGUCUGCAACAUCGGCCACUUCGACGUCGAGAUCGACGUUGCUUGGUUGAAGAAGCACGCCAAGAGUGUUGUUAACAUCAAGCCACAGGUCGACAGAUACUUGCUGUCUUCUGGUAAGCACAUCAUCCUAUUGGCUGAUGGUAGAUUGGUCAACUUGGGAUGCGCCACUGGUCAUGCCUCGUUUGUCAUGUCCUGCUCUUUCUCCAACCAGGUUCUUGCCCAGAUCGCCUUGUUCAACACCAACAAUGCUCAGUUCAAGAGCCAGUUCCCAGAGUUCAAGGAGACUGGUCCAUUUGAGUCCGGAAAGGUCGAGAUCUUGCCAAAGAUUUUGGACGAGACCGUUGCCAGAUGCCAUCUUGAGCACUUGGACGUCCACUUGACCACUUUGAGUGACGACCAGUCCGAGUACUUGGGUGUGUCCAAGUCCGGUCCUUACAAGGCCGAAUACUACAGAUACUAA